AAUACAAUCAGCGAAGUGGGGGUUAUCUAUUCUGCUCUCCAAUGCAUAUAAAUAGAGGCAGAAGUCCAAUGGCUAUUUCAGACUAUAAUUCAACAAAAGUAUGGGUAGCGGUGUAAAGAGCAUUAUUAGAGAAGAAAUUGGUUCGCUUCCAAGACCAAACCCUGAAUUAGCUGAAAACGUUCUUGAUCUUUUCUCUUUGAAAGGUAAGGUAGCUACCAUUACGGGCUCUUCACAAGGUAUUGGUUUUGCAGUUGCAGAAGCUUACGCCCAGGCUGGAGCUGAUGUGGCAAUUUGGUACAAUAGUACUCCAGCUGGAAAGCUUGCCGAAGACUUAUCAUCCAAGUAUGGGGUAAAGGUUAAGGCUUAUAAAGCUAAUGUUGAUGUUUUUGAAGAAGUUAAAAGCACCAUUUUGAAAAUUGAAAAAGAGUUUGGGACCAUUGACAUUUUUGUGGCUAAUGCAGGUAUUGGAUCAAAGCCAGUUUCGGUUAUUGAUUCUUCUCUUGAAGAUUACCACAAAAUCCUUAGAAUUAAUGUUGAUCACGUUUACUACGCAGCCAAGGUGGUAGGAAGGAUCUUCAAAAAGAACGGUAAAGGUUCGUUUAUCAUUACAGCAUCCCAAGCUGGACAUAUAGUCACGGUUCCUCUCGACCAAGCAGCUUAUAAUGCUUCCAAGGCGGCCCUUAUUCAAAUAGCCAAGUCUUUAGCAAUUGAGUGGGUUGGAUUUGCCAGAGUCAAUGCCAUUUCACCUGGUUACAUUGCAACGGAAAUUGCCAAGCAUAUUCCACUCGAGCUCAAAGAAAAAUGGUGGUCCUUGAUCCCUAUGGGUAGAGAAGGUUUACCAAAGGAACUUGUCGGAGGUUUCUUGUAUUUUGCAUCGGAUGCCUCCACCUUUACUACUGGUUCUGAUUUAAUAAUUGACGGUGGAUACACUGUUCCAUAGAUAUUAUUGAUUAUAUGACAGCACUUUU
Messenger RNA from Yamadazyma tenuis ATCC 10573, 968 nucleotides. Its product is annotated as SDR family oxidoreductase. Gene Ontology annotation, cellular component: intracellular anatomical structure. Gene Ontology annotation, molecular function: oxidoreductase activity, acting on NAD(P)H, oxygen as acceptor. Lineage: Eukaryota; Fungi; Ascomycota; Pichiomycetes; Serinales; Debaryomycetaceae. The record is from RefSeq and is a predicted model, not a curated record.